Messenger RNA from Amaranthus tricolor (Joseph's coat), 867 nucleotides. RefSeq lists its product as uncharacterized. The transcript has a single exon. The coding region runs from base 1 to 867 and encodes 288 amino acids. NCBI's taxonomy places the organism in Eukaryota, Viridiplantae, Streptophyta, Magnoliopsida, Caryophyllales, Amaranthaceae. The record is from RefSeq and is a predicted model, not a curated record.
AUGCUAGCACAGAACCUCACGGCUGCUUUCUCUGAACAACUCCGCGCCGUCAUGAAUAAUGCUCCUACUCAGCAACGAGUAUUAGAAGACAUGGCAGAUCAAAUAAAAAACUUGCGGGCACGAAUCGAACCCCAUCAGGAGAUACCGAAGUCUCAUGAAUCUCAGGAUGGGAACUCGAGGACGUCCCACUCCAGUAGACGCAAUAAGAAGAGGCGGGAGAGAUCUAGAACCUACCCGAGCCUCAGCAAAACAGAUCUGCGGGAUGGCGAAUCUAAAACCGCCUCUCGAGAUGUCCGCACCUUCCUAGAAAGUAAGAAACAAAAGACGUCUGAAAGCGUCCAAUCAUUGGUGGAUAAAAGGAGGGAAGAAAGAAAGCAAGCCCAAGCCGCGGAGUCUAGCCGCCGCAUCACCAUGCCGCGGAAUGAGGCCGGCAAAAGUAGCCUUUCUGGAAAACUUGUACCCAUAAUCUCUCCAUUGGCCCCGGUGAUACUAAAUACCCCCAGUAAUGGGAAGAUAAAGAUUCCAAACAUGGCGGCCUUCGAUGGAACGUCCUGCCCGGAGGAACAUCUGAUGGCCUACAAAAACUUGAUGUUGCUGUAUACCAACGACCCGUUGUUGUGGUGCAAGUUCUUCCCGACUACUCUUACGGGAGUAGCACUGACAUGGUAUACCUCCCUUCCCGGAGGAAGUAUACACAACUUUGCCCAACUGGAAGAGAAGUUCCUGGGCCACUUUAUAGCUUCCAGGAGGCAGGAGAAAUCAAAUUUUCAUCUACUCAGCAUCACGCAAUUAGAAGGAGAAUCCAUAUCAUCCUAUCUAAAAAAGUUUCAUGAGGCGGUGCUGGAGGUAACCGAUUUGGAAGACUAG